This is a messenger RNA of Stomoxys calcitrans (stable fly), 3489 nucleotides long. RefSeq names its product cytochrome P450 6a22-like. The record is from RefSeq and is a predicted model, not a curated record. Gene Ontology annotation, molecular function: iron ion binding; heme binding; monooxygenase activity. NCBI's taxonomy places the organism in Eukaryota, Metazoa, Arthropoda, Insecta, Diptera, Muscidae. The transcript has 5 exons. The coding region runs from base 802 to 3372 and encodes 856 amino acids.
AUUUUGCUGUAUUGGAAAUAUGUUCAAAAAUUGCAUUAUUGGCAACGUCAGGGUGUGGACUCUAUUAGCAUUUGGGACAUGACUCAGAACUUGAAGCUGCAGCCAUGGGGAUUGGUUAUCAAUAAAUACUAUCGCCAAAUGUGUGCCGAAAACAAGGCGUUCAAGGUAAUCGAAGGAUUAUUGGUAUCAGUGGUGGUCGUUCAAGAUCUUGAAGCCAUUAGGGACAUAAUGAUAACCCAGUUUGAUAGUUUUCCCGAUCGAGGUUUCUAUGUGAAUCCUCGUGAUGCGCUGAGUGUUAAUUUAGCCCGCCUAGACUAUGACCUUUGGAAACCAUUGCGGCAGAAAAUGUCUCCAAGUUUUACACCAGCCAAAAUACGAUACAUGUAUCCCACUCUGCAGAGGGUGGCCAAGCAAUUUGUAGAGGUCUUGAAAGACGAAUGCCAAAGGCUUGCAAAUCAAAUUGAAAUCUAUGACUUAUGUGCCCGCUACACAACUGACUUCAUUGGCAAUGUGGUGUUUGGUUUGGAAUGCAAUAGUUUGCAUGAGCCACAUACGGAAUUUCGCAUUGAAGGUGAUAAGGCUUUUUAUCAGAUACGCAAACCCUAUUUGGAUUUAUUUGCAAUUAAAUUCUCCAAAUUAAUGAGAUUUUUGAAUGUACGGGCCUUCGACAAGCAGAGCAAUGAUUUCUUUACACGAGUGUUCAAGGAGAGCAUGGAGCUAAGGAUAAAGAGCAAUGAACGACGCAAUGAUCUAAUGGAUCUUCUUGUCGACUUGAAGCGAGAGCAUGAACAUGAUUAGGAAAUGCCUUUAACCUUGGAGAUAUUGGUGGGUCAAGUUUUUGCUUUUUUCAUAGGGGGAUUUGAGACCAGUUCGUGUACCAUGAGCUAUGCCCUUUACGAGAUGGCUAAAAAUACACACAUACAAGAGAAGGCUCGUGAAGAAAUACAACAAUGUAUGGUAAAACAUGAUAAUGAAAUAACCCAUGAGGCUUUAAGGGACAUGCAGUAUCUGAAAUCCGUAUUACAGGAAACUUUACGGAAAUAUCCCAUUGUUCCUCUAAUGACUCGCAUUUGUCGUCGUACUUGCAAAAUAAAAACUACGAACAAUGCUCGCAUUACCAUAAAGAAGGACACCAUGAUGCUCAUACCAAUUUAUGGAGUUCAACAUAAUCCUGACAUUUAUCCCCAUCCCGAACAAUUCGUACCGGAACGUUUUAAUGAAGAAAACAAUGCCAGACAAGAUCCUUGUACAUUUUUAACCUUUGGAGCUGGUCCAAAAACUUGUAUUGGAGAGCUACUUGGUAGAAUGCAAAUGCUUUUAGGUUUGGCUCUACUGUUGUCCGAAUUUAAAUUUUCCGUAUGUGAGAAGACUCCCAAAGAGUUAACAUUUGAUCCGGAAAAUACCUUCCUAUUGUAUGUUAAAGAUGGCAUUCAAUUGAAAGUUGAAAAACUGAACAGCAGGCCAUACCAUCGCGGCAUAAUCAACGCAACAAUGGAAUUCCUAGAAGGAAUAGAAGAGGUUUCCGAUCGGACACCUGAGACGAUAGAUGAGGUCGGUUGCGAGGUACUGCUGCCAGCGGCACAGUCUCGUAUUGACGAAACCUUGGUAUUACCAUAUGGACGAUCAUGCUACACUGAUGGAUCUAAGCUAGAGGACGGGGUGGGCCUGGAAGUCUACAUUGAGAACCCAGGAACUAAGAUCUACUUUAGACUGCCUGACCAAAAUACGGUCCUGCAGGUGAAGAGUCGGGCAUCGUUUGAGAACUUCUUUACGGCCAGUAAACUGAUGGCAAUAACAACCAGAACGUGGUCUUUAAUUCAAUACGUCGACAUCAGUCUGCGAGUUCAAUUUUCAUUAAUUCCUUCCAUAAUGGUAUGGAUUUUAACUUUUGUUCUGCUAUUGGUAAGCACUUUGGCUGGGAUAUAUUUGAGGUAUAGCCAAAGGCAAAAGUUUUGGAACAGACAAAAUGUGGAAACCGUAGGCCUUUUGGAAUUUAUACAAAAAGUCAAAAAUGAUCAUUUGUUUCUGGUGGUGGAUAAGAUAUACCAGGAACUUCGCGCUGAGGACAUUCCCUGCAAAGUGGUCGAAUCCUUGCUAAAUACAACUGUAAUACUUCGGGAUCACAAUGCCAUAAAGGAAGUUUUGACUUCACAAUUUGAAAAUUUUCCCGAUCGCGGUUUCUAUAUGAAUCAUAGGGAUCCCUUGUUGGUGAAUCUAUCUAGAUUUCACUAUGACAUUUGGAAGGCCAUGCGGUUGAAAUUGACACCUGCCUUCUCGCCAGCCAAAAUGAAAUACAUCUUCCCCACCAUGGCCGAGGUGGGCGAUCACUUUGUGCAGGUGCUGCAGCAGCAAAUAUUUCGCGGAGAGGACAUAGUGGACAUGCAUGACAUAUGCAAGCGUUUCUCCAUGGACGUCAUAGGCACAGUGGCCUUUGGCAUUGAAUGCAACAGCUUGAAAAAUCCCCAGGCAGAGUUUAAAUUGCAAGGUGAAAAGGCUUUGCUGCAACAUUUUCGCACAUUUGUGGAUCAAUUUGCCGAAAAGUAUAGCUGGCUAAUGCAUUUCAUUAAUUUCAAAUAUCACUCCCAAGACUCCAUUCGUUUCUUUACCCAUAUAGUCCAAGAGACUUUGGCCUAUCGUGAGAGAGAGAAUAUCAAACGCAAUGAUUUUAUGGAUUUGCUAAUAGAGUGCAGAAAUGUCGAAGCAGAAAAUAAAAAUGAAAAUCACCUCAUGAGCCUGGAAAUGUUGGUGGGUCAGGUGUUUAUAUUCUUCGUAGGAGGCUAUGAGUCCAAUGCAGCAGCUUUGAGUCAAGCCCUUUUUGAGUUGUCACGAAAUACAGAAAUACAAGAGAAGGCCCGGCAGGAAGUUAUGCAAGUAAAAUCCGAGCAUGGCAAUAAAAUAACCUAUGAAAGUUUGAAAAGUUUAAAAUAUAUCAAACAAAUUGUGCUGGAAACUUUACGCAAAUAUCCCAUUGCGCCCGCCUUGAUGCGUUAUUGCCGCCAUACCGCCAUCCUAAAUACUUCCACUGGCCCUAUUACAUUGCCAAAGGAUACCACUGUGAUGAUUCCCGUUUACAGCAUUCACAAUAAUCCCGACUUUUAUCCAAAUCCCCAAGAAUUUUGUCCCGAGCGUUUUGAUGAAGCCGAAGAAGCUGGACGUCCACCACACACUUUCCUUACCUUUGGCGAUGGUCCUCGCAAUUGCAUUGCUUCGGGUUUUGGAAAAAUGGAAUUAUUGUUUGGUUUGGCUACAUUACUAUCCAAGUUCCGAUUUUCAGUGUCACCCAAAACACCUCGACAAGUGGAAUUUAAAAAGAAUGUUCGUUAUUUAGCCAGUGUGGAAAAUGGAAUUUAUUUAAGGGUAGAAAAUUUGUGAAGUGGAAAAGGUCACAGAAGAAUUAGUGAGAAUAGAAUUGAAAUUCUGGACUUAAAUGCUUGUAACAUAAACUGCAUGUGUAAUAAAUAAAGUCUGGAUUUGUAUGCAAAGUCGAAA